CAAGGAGAGAAAACACACUUUAACAGCGUCACUGUAUGAGUUUUAUGUAAAUACAUAAUUUAAGAUGGAAACCAUAAUUGUCAUCCAGCUCCAUUGGCCCUAAUAUCAAGAUUGGAAGUUGAAGACUUUGUUUGGGAUUGAAAGUAACCUACCCUUUAAACCAUGGCUUGUAUACAUUUCAAGUUCAAGAACAGUCUUGACUACGACUCUGUGACCUUUGAUGGACUCCACAUUUCCCUUGGGGACCUGAAGAAGGCCAUUAUGCAGAGGAAAAAGCUUAAGGACACUGAUGUGGAUCUUCAUAUUGUCAAUGCCAUUACCAAGAAAGCAUACCAGGAGACAGAGGAGAUGAUUCCGAAGAAUACGUCGGUGAUUGUAGCUAGAAUGCCUUUAGCCAAUGCUGUUAAGCCAAGUGGACCGAAGACAUUAAAUGCAUACCCCAAGGAUGAACCAAGAUCAAAACCAGUCGCACCAAUGCCAGAAGUUGGAGCCCAAGAAUGGAAAAACGAGACUGUAGACCUGGUCAACGCUAAUAUCUCAGAGGAAGAUAAGAUAAAAGCAAUGAUGUACCAAGCUAGUAAAGACUUCGAUCCAGCAAACUAUAUGAAGUCCAAGUAUCCUGCUGGAAAGCCGUCCACUUCCUACCUCUGCUUCAAGUGUGGCAAGCCUGGACACUAUAUACAUAACUGUCCAAACAAACCGGAAAAUGAUCUGGAUGACAUCACUGGUAAACAACAGGAAGUUGUCAACCCAAAUAGAGUCAAACGCUCCACAGGGAUUCCUACAAGUUUUCUUACCCCUUGUGAUGACAAGAAUUCUCCUGGGGCUCUCCUUAUGUCAUCAGGACAGUAUGCCGUCCCGAUUAUUGACAAGGAGGCUUUCCAAAAGGGGAAGAAGGAAAGACCACCAUUCAUGCCAACCCCAUCAGUUGAAAAACAGGAAGUCUCUCCUGUACCUAACGAGCUCAUUUGCCCUCUAUGUCGUGACCUUUUAAGGGAAGCUGUGGUGAUUCCCUGCUGUGGAAACAGCUAUUGUGAUGAAUGUAUCCGUGAUGCCCUGCUUGAGGAUGACAAUCACUGCUGUCCAUCUUGCCAUGAGAUGGACUCGUCACCAGAUAGGCUCAUUGCUAAUAAUUCCCUGCGGACGGCCGUCACUAAUUUCCUGAAUGAGACAGGAUACACAACUGUGAAAAGGAGACACAUGGAAGCUAAAAUGGAACAGAUGAAGCAACAACAACAACGAGAACAUCAUCUUCAAGAACAAGCUAAGCAACAACAACUCCAAAAGAAGAGGCAAGAGGAGCAACAAGCAACCAAACCAAGGUCAAGGAUGGACUCUCCACCUCCUCCACCUCCACCCCGAACAACGACCACUGCUCGUAUCAGUGUGAAAACAUCAUCAGUACCAGAGGUUACCAUUAACUCCAGUAAGCCUGUCACUCCAACAACAUCAACACCAGUCAAGGAUGAGAGAGAACCACAUUGGCCAGUUGAUGAGCAGCCCAAGACUGUGCCUGUGAUUGGACAAAAGGUUCCGAGUAAGCCAAACCGAAACACUCCACCACCAGCUACUGAACCCAUAUCUGUACAUGCCUCUGGAGCAUCCCCUCAUAACAAAGGACCCCUACAGGAAUCAGAAGGCGGGCUUCACCCGAGUAUUCCGACAGCUCCUAGCUUCAGACAUCCUGCCAUGCAAAAUGGACCUGUCAGACAUCCUCCAGCUUUCCCACCUCCAGGUGUUACACCUUCAACAGUGCCAGUACUAAAUACAGCCUUACCUCCACCACGUUUACCCAUGCCUGGAGGAAUGCCAUUUCCUCCUCACCCUGGGGUACCAGGGGGUGCACCACUGCCAUUUCCACCCCCUAGAGUUCCAUACCCUUUACCUAUGGGAGGUCCACAGCCAAUGACCAAAGAGGAAUUUUACAGAACCAAACAGGAAAUGUUGAGAGACGAUUUGAAUCCAGAGGUCAUGGUUGACUACCGCCUUAAGAUGAUGGAGUAUAAACUCGAUCAGAGAAAGCGACGCUCCCGAUCAAGAUCGCUGUCUCCUAGAAGGUCACUCUCAAGAAACAGAAGUCGAAGUCGAUCGAGGUACAGAUCAAGAACCCCACCUUUACGAAGACGCACACGAUCCAGAACACGCACUAGAACUAGAUCAAGAACCCGUUCUAGAUCCCGUUCACGACUAAAGUAUUCACGCAGUCCAGCCCCUCGUCGUAUUCGAUCAAGAUCUCGUUCAAGAUCAAGAUCCAGAUCAAGAUUGAGGUCAAGAUCGCGAUCAAGGUCACGUUCCAUCUCCAAACCAAGACGACUUAGAUCCCGUACAAGAUCCCGGACACGAUCUAGGUCAAGAUACCGUUCCAAGACCCCACCUAGAUAUCGGACACGAAGUAGGUCAAGGUCACGAUCAAGACCACCUCCAAAAUAUCGAACAAGGUCAAGAAGUCUAACACCAAGACGAAGGUCUCGUUCACGUUCAAGAUCACCUCUACCAAGGUACAGUUGGUCUCGAUCACGAUCUCGCAGCCCUAGAUACAGACGUAACUCUCCAGGUUACCUCCCUCCCAGAAGGUCAAGGUCACCACUCCCUCGCUAUCAACGAUCUCCACCACCAUAUUACAGGGAUGACUAUUAUCGGCCACCUGGAAACUGGUCCCCGCCCCCCAAAGGCUACAGAUCUCCACCCCAGGGAAGACAAACUUUCUCUCCACCAAGAUUCCCUGGUCCACCACCACCUUACUACGGUCAGAGGCCAGAUGAUCAUUACAGAGCCUAUGAACAGUACUACACAGAUUAUUAUGGCUACCCACCACCACUCCCACCCCCAGGGCCAGGGCAGUAUGACAUUCCCUAUUACGGCAAGCAACAGUACAGACCAAGAUCAAAGUCACCCAGGGGCCGUAUGGAAUCAAGAGGCAGAUCCCCCAGGGGUAGGGGUCAGGGGAGAGGACAGUUAGAUAGACCAAAAUGGGACAACAAUAAACCACUCAAUAAACCUGGCAAGAAUGAGAGCAAGCAAGAAAAUAAGAAUAAAGAUGAAAAGGAAGAUAAAAAGAAAGAGCAGAAAAAAUCUCAAGACAAAUCUAAAACAUACAAGGAGCAAGAGGAUAAAAAAGUCAAAAAUAAAAGUGUCGACCCAAAGAAAGAAAAACCAGUCAAGGCCAAAAAAAUAAAGGAGAUUGGACAGAAAAUAGAGGUGGUGACAGGUGUGAAAAAAUCGUCUGGAGUAGGCUUAACAACAAUGUCAAAGAAAUCCAUUCAAGGUAAGACUGUCGGAGAUGGGGUGAAAAAAUCAAAGCCAGAAAGGAGUGAUGAAAAACUGAACAAAAAAACUCAGCGAGAAAAACAUUCUGACACAGUGAGUGAAAAAUCUGAUAUAGAAAAGAGAGAGACAGCUGUGAAAAAAAUGCAGAGGGACACUAUUGAGGAUAGGGAAAAAGUGAAAUCUUCAACUCAAGAACCACCAAUUAGUAAAGAAAAUAAAGUGCCUGCAAAGAAAAAAAUCAAAGACAGACAGAAGGAUAAAAAUGACGAGGAUGUAAAAGAAGAGGUGAGAAAUGUUUCAACACAAAAAACAUUUAAAAAGGCACAGGUGAAACAGGAACCCAAAGAUGAUUCAGAUGCUGAAAAUCCAGCUGAAAAGGUAAAAAAAGUGAGAGAAAGGUUUUAUGAGGAUGAUGAUGAACUGCGGAAAAAGAUAAGAAAGGAAAAAUUUAAAGACUUCAAAGAGAAAGAGACGGGCAAUCAAGAUCAGCUAAAACAAGUUAAGAAGGAAAAAUCUUAUGCUCAUGAUGAACUUCAAAAGGAAAGGCCUCUUUUAAAAAGAUUGAAAGCAAAAAACUCUGAGUCUGAUGCUACGCAAAGCGAUUCUGCUCCAGAAAGUGAAAAGAUCCGUCGUAAAAUGAAAACAAAACGAGUAUCAGAGAUAGAGAAAAACGGCAAUGAAGAUGCAGAGGACGAUGAGAGCCCAGCCAAGAGGCAAAGGAGGGAUUAUGAACAGGAGAUGGAUUAUGAGAAACCAAGCAGAUCUGAAAAACAGAGACAUAAACAAGUUCAGGAAAACAGGCUUAUAUCUAAGUUGGAGGGUAGGAAAUCUCGAACUUCACAGGAGAAAUCUUCAGAACGGAAAUCGUCAGUGCCCAGAGAGGAAGGGUCAAGAUCCCCUAAAGAAAGUAAGAAAUCUCGAAGGGCUUGGGACAGUCAGUUGGAUGAAACAACAGGACUGAAAUCCCAGGGAUCUCGUAAAGAUCAUCAGAUAUCCAAACUUGAAAGUGUCAAGUCUCGUAUGUCACGAGAUGACUUUUCUGGCCCAAAGUCAGUUGUUGAAAGUAAACUGCGGGUGUCGAGAGAUGAUGAACUCAUGCUGUCACCCCCAGAACUCUCUAAGUGGGAGAGAGAUGACUUCUCCAGUGAUCACUCCCCUGAACCACGCAGAAAACACAAAUAUCAACAUGAGAAACAGUCACUUCCCAGGUCAGUUAUAGAAAGUGCUGAAAAGGCCAUUUCACAAAAGCAGGUGAAGAGCACAGUUGCAUCAGCUGUGGUGCUAUCACCACCUAACAAAAACUCACGACGAGUGUUUGUAGAUAGAGACAGGGAGGAGGGAGCCUCGCGCAGUAAGGAGAGGGACAGCAGUCGACGCGAUGACAGCAAACAUGACGAUAGCCGGCGUGAUGACAGAAAAGUUUUGAACAGGCAGAGGUCUAUGCAGAUCACUAUAUCUGCACCGGACAAACGCAAGUUCUCAGAAUCGGAAGAUUUACGAGAAAAAUUGUCAAGUUCUGAGGACUUGAGAGAAAAACCCCAUGAGGAUCUGCGAGAGAAACUUUCUAAUAGGAAAGCCAGACUUAAGGAAGAUAAGGAGGGAACAAUGAGAUCCUACAAGGAUGAUUCACAUAGGGAUGAAAGUGUAUCUGGUGGAGGGAAGAGUAGCAAGCACCGUGAGGACAGGAGAGACACUGAACGCUCCUCUAUUGAGGACAAAGUCUCUCAUAAAGAUUCAGACAGUAAGAAACAUGUCAGUUCUAAGUCUAAUUCCUCUGCUAGUCAGAAGGUUUCAAAAGAGAAAACACCCAAACUGGAUGUUAAGAAAGAAGAAAUUAAGCCAGAUGAAGUGGCUAAAAUCAAAUACCGAAAGGAAUCAUUGAUUGACGAGGCUACAUUUGAGCCUGAUUAUAAUGAGGAAAGUUCAGCAGAGGAGGAAGCAGAGGAAGGUGACAUAGCUAAAACAAGUUCUGCAGAGGAAGGAGAAGCUGAUGACGAUGAGGAGGAUGAGGAGGAAGAAGAGGAUGAGGACAGUGAUAAAAAAUCGAAAAAACACAAACACAAGAAAGGUAAACACAAAAAGAAUAAAAAACAUAAACAUAAACAUAAAAAAAAGAAACACAAAAAGAACAAGGAGGAGAAAGAAUCCAAAGAGUGAAUGUGGAGGGCACAGAUUUCUGAUAUUAGGGGUGAUUUUUGUGAUGACUGUAUGUAUCAUUGCUAGUGCUUUGAAUAUAUAGGCCUGACCAAGUCUAAUUUUUAUUUAUAGAGUUCGUGGUCUAUUGAUUGUGUUAGAAAAUAAUCAGACAUGAAAAAAAAAUUAUAUGUAAUGUUUACUUUUAUGCUGAAUUUCAUUUGACAAGAGGCUGGGUAAUCAUUUUUGGGCAUUAUUUUGAAAGUAUAUUUUCCUUAUUUCAAAAUGUUUGAUUUCUUGAUUUUUUUUUUUUUUUUUUCUACUCAUUAUAUACUAAGUUACAAUGCAUUUCAUUGGUGAACAUGUCAUGAAAACUUCAUACAUGAAAGAAUGAAAUUAAAACUUAAAUACAUGUGUUCUCUAAAAAUCCAGGAACAAAAAAAAAAAAUGAAUUGGUUUGGUUUUCAUAUGUAUAUUUUGUUAUAAAUAGACAUGUUGUAGAUAAGGGAAAAGUUCAAAACUCAAUAUGGUGUGUUGAAGCAAAUUGGCAUUAAAGGGUGAUACACAAGUUAUGCUUCUGCUAGUAUUAGCAUUGAUUAUCAUGUUCCAGUAUGUGUGUAGCAAACUAGUCCAAGAAAUAAAUGUUUUGUGUCUUAGUAUGUUGAAUGAAAGAAUCGAGGGAUUGGGAUGGAGGAUAUUGUGUGCCAUUCAUAUGUCUGUCUAAAGAAAAUUUUGAUGUAAACAUUGCAGGGUUAUCAGCAUCAUUUUCAAGCCUUGUUGACAUUUUCAGUCAACUUAUUUUUAUCAAUGGAACAAAUUACUAUAGUAACUAAUUGCCACAAGAUAACUUCAAGCAUUGUUACUGUUGACAAUGUCUGUCUAGUAACCAUGUUUUUUUUCUCAUUAGACAUAUAUCUGUAAUGUAAAGAGACAAACUAUGACAUUGCUGCUUUAAAAGUGCUAUUUUUUGAACCUCCAAUAGUGUAAAUUAAAUCAUGGUCUGCUCUCUGUAUUUUCCAUGGUUUAUAUUUUUUCUCUGAAGACCCUACAGGUCAGCUUGGUGAUCGAGUAGGCAGUUAACAAGAAAUGAUCUUUUUAAUUCUAGUGAUGUAGCUCGAAGAGAUUGCCAAAUUUUCUCAGUUGUUUUUACUACUUUAGGAGACUUUUCCUAUAAUGUUCACAUGCCUAAAUGCCAGGAGCUUUCACUGGAAAUUUCACAACGGAAUCUGGUCUCACAAUAUUUUAGAAACAAAUUUCUGUAUAAACAUGUAUUUUUGAUAAGAAGACCAGUGACGUAUUCCCUAUUUUUCUUAAUAUUUUAAUUUUCAUAAGAAGUAUUUUUCCAGAGUUUUCUUUUAAUAAUUUGCAAUGGACACCAGAGUUUGAUAAUGUUUGGAUUGUAGCCGCAAUAAGGAGGAAGUAAGUGAGGGAUUAUUUUCUUCUUCAGUUUAGUGUAUAAUGAUAUAUAAUGCAGUAAUGCUUUGGGCAUUUGUUGCCAACUUGAACAGUACUGUCACAUCAUUCUCACUGACUGUUACUGGGUAUAUUGAUAAAGGCCUACCUUCCUAGUGGCUUUAUUUCUGUUCAUUUUGCAUUGAUAGGAAACACCAAGUGUCACUCACCAGAAGUAGGUUAUGGUAACCUAUAUCUUGAUCUCUGAUGUUAAUUAAAGCAAUAAUAAUUUCUUAUUGUUUAUUAGGACACACACAAUAUUAUUAAAUAUCGACUGGAAUGGCACAUUUCAAAAUCCAUCAUUUUGGACUGUAAGCAUGAAAGCAUUUAUUUCAUUAGAUAUUUAACUUUUUUGUGUUAGUUCUAAGUUUUACCUAAAGUUUUGUUUAGUAAAAGAACAUUAAUGAAAUAAUCCUUCUAUUACUAAAAUUUUCUAGAUGAAUACCUUUUUUUUUUCUUUUUUGAUUUUAUUUCUUUCCUGAACUACAAGUUUACAUGAUAUAUUGUGAUAAUGAUUAAACAGAAUGCUAGAACUACCUGUUAAGUAUCACAGUAAUUUGGUUAUGCCGUUUGAGAAUUUCCCUCCAAAAUGUGCAAAUUGAGCGGUCACAUGAAAGUACAGGUGACGGUGACCCAGACACUAGAAAAAUAUUAAUUAGUCGUAAGAAACAGGUUGCAUGACAGUGUACAAUCUAAAUGUCAGCUAAUUAUACUACAUGUUCAUUACUAUAGCAGAGUAAGUAUCAAACUCUAGAACUUCUUAUGUUUGUUUAAUAAAACAACAGAUUCCUGCAGUUUUUAUAUUGUUCAACAGAAAGUGCUGACAGAUUCAUGACUGCUGAUUGUACCAAGUCCUUAUAAAAAUUCUGACAAAAAAAAUAUCAAAAUUUUGGUGCAUUACGAAACUUUUGGUCAAUCAUGUCUGCAUUUUUUGCGCACAUUUUUAUUGUUACAUGAAAUUUGAUUGAAAUUUUGUGAGAGUGAGAUGCUGGUCAUUUGAGAAUGUUUUUUGCUGAAAGUGUGAGUGAGUAAGACAUCUGUGAGUGUAUGUUCUGUUGGAUAGAGCAGAUUAGUGUGACAUGCAAUUUGUAAAUAUGUGCAAUUGUAGAAGUACAGUUUUGUGAAUAAAAGUAAUUAAAAUCA
Ylistrum balloti is the source of this 7995-nucleotide messenger RNA. RefSeq names its product E3 ubiquitin-protein ligase RBBP6-like. NCBI's taxonomy places the organism in Eukaryota, Metazoa, Mollusca, Bivalvia, Pectinida, Pectinidae. The transcript is spliced from 19 exons. Gene Ontology annotation, biological process: ubiquitin-dependent protein catabolic process; mRNA processing; protein ubiquitination. The coding region runs from base 163 to 5424 and encodes 1753 amino acids. Gene Ontology annotation, cellular component: nucleus. Gene Ontology annotation, molecular function: nucleic acid binding; zinc ion binding; ubiquitin protein ligase activity. The record is from RefSeq and is a predicted model, not a curated record.